Messenger RNA from Cladophialophora immunda, 1026 nucleotides. RefSeq lists its product as uncharacterized. Gene Ontology annotation, cellular component: cytosol. The coding region runs from base 1 to 1026 and encodes 341 amino acids. The transcript is spliced from 3 exons. NCBI's taxonomy places the organism in Eukaryota, Fungi, Ascomycota, Eurotiomycetes, Chaetothyriales, Herpotrichiellaceae. The record is from RefSeq and is a predicted model, not a curated record. Gene Ontology annotation, molecular function: NAD binding; glyoxylate reductase (NADPH) activity; hydroxypyruvate reductase [NAD(P)H] activity.
AUGGCCAACAGUCCCAACUCAACCAAGCCUCUUGUGGUAGCGUUAGGGGAUCCGAAAUACGUUGGCGAUGAAUUUCUGGAAGAUUUUAAGCGAGAGUUCGACUUUGAGAUCCUCCCAGCAACAAACCGCCAGGAAACCCAGGAUCUUCUCCCGAAAUUUAUAGCGGGCUCCCGUCCCGUCGAUGCCUUUAUCAUUCGGAUGGGCACGAUCCCGUACGAGCCAUUCGACGAGGAUCUUCUAGGCAGCCUGUUGCCUCACUGCAAGAUCAUCACCUCCGCUUCCGCCGGCUUCAACGAGUUUGACGUCGACUGGAUGACGCGCAACAGUGUCUGGUUCUGCAACACCCGAGACGCCGUCGCGGAAGCGACGGCAGACAUGGCCAUUUUCUUGACCCUCGCGGUCUUGAGGGAUACUACUCGGUGCGAAAAGAGUGCCAGGACGGGCAACUGGAAGCAAGGCCUGGUUCCCAGUCGAGAUCCAACAGGGCUGACUCUGGGCAUCGUGGGCAUGGGAGCAAUUGGAAAGUAUACCGCGAAGAAAGCCUCGGUCUUCAAUCUCAGAGUCAAGUACUACAACCGUAACCGCCUCCCUCCGGAGGUGGAAAAGGAGCAUAACGCCGAGUAUUGCUCGUCCUUGCACUUGCUCCUCGGCGACUCCGACAUCAUCUCCAUCUCCUGCCCGCUCAAUGACUCGACUACGAAUCUCAUCUCUUAUGCCGAAUUUGCCGCUAUGAGGCCGGGUGCAUUCUUCGUCAACACUGCGCGCGGCGCGAUCGUGGACGAGGAAGCGUUGAUCCAGGCUCUGGAAUCAGGUAAGGUAACGCGCGCUGGCCUCGAUGUGUUUUGCAACGAACCCAACGUCAAUCCAUACUUCCUGGCUAGCGACAAGGUAGUCGUCCAGCCACACAUGGGGGGUCUCACGGAUGUCGCCUUCAUGAAAUCCGAGAGGGAGUGUUUUGAGAAUAUCCGGAGUCUGUUCCGGACAGGGCGCCCUGUUGCGCCUGUCAACGGAGUGGUCACCAAGUAG